AUGAUCUUAGUACUAGUUAUUGUUUGUAUUUUAUCAACAAUUAUAUCUUCUUCUCCUUCUGAAGUAACAAAUUCACAACAAUUUCCAAAAGCAAUCAUCAUUGGUGUAAAAAAGUGUGGUACACGUGCUUUACUAAAAUUUUUAUCUGUACAUCCAGCUAUAGCUGCAUCAUCACAAGAAGUUCAUUUCUUUGAUACUCCCAAAAACUUUCGACUUGGGUCGGAUUGGUAUCGAAAUCAGAUGCCAAUAGCUACAACUAAUCAAUAUGUAACAAUAGAAAAAACGCCACAUUAUUUCAUUGAUAGACAUACACCUAAACGUCUAGCACAUUUAUUACCUGAUGUUAAAUUAAUUUUAAUUUUACGAGAUCCAGUUAUACGAGCCAUAAGUGAUUAUGUUCAAAUUAAAAGUCGACAUGAAUAUUAUCCAACAUUUGAUGAAUUUAUUUCAAUGAAAAAUUUUACUCGUUGGACACCAAUUAAAAUUGGUUGUUAUGCUAUAUAUCUUCGUCGUUGGUUAAAAUAUUUUCCAUUAGAACGAAUACAUUUUGUUGAUGGUGAAAAUUUAAUUCAACGUCCAUGGGAAGAACUUCAACAUGUACAAAAAUUUUUAAAUAUAUCAAAUGAUAUUCGACAAGAAAAUUUUUAUUUUAAUUCAAAUAAACGUGGUUUUCCAUGUAUAAAACAACCAAAUGGAUGUUUAGGAUCAUCCAAAGGACGACAACAUCCAUUUAUUUCUGACAUUACACGUGCAAAACUAAAAAAUUUGUAUUCAACAUGUAAUAGACAAUUUAAACAACUUGCUCAAAUAAAUUUUCCUUGGCUUUAA
Messenger RNA from Adineta steineri, 828 nucleotides. NCBI's taxonomy places the organism in Eukaryota, Metazoa, Rotifera, Eurotatoria, Adinetida, Adinetidae. The record is from the annotation of a GenBank genome assembly.